Molecule: messenger RNA, 1122 nt
Organism: Ictalurus punctatus (channel catfish)
Lineage: Eukaryota; Metazoa; Chordata; Actinopteri; Siluriformes; Ictaluridae
Exons: 5
Coding region: 1-1122 (373 amino acids)
Biological process (GO): fibroblast growth factor receptor signaling pathway; positive regulation of cell population proliferation; positive regulation of gene expression
Cellular component (GO): cytoplasm
Molecular function (GO): growth factor activity; fibroblast growth factor receptor binding
Source: RefSeq, a predicted model, not a curated record
AUGCAAGAACAUCAGCACAAAGACCCUGUCAUUGCUAGAGUGUCUUAUUAUGUUGGCAGGAAGCGCAGACCAUCAAGACAUGAAUGUGCCAAUGAAAACCAAUGCGUGUUGCGGAUUCUGAAGCAGUGGGACAAACUUUCAGUGCUUAAUGGAAUCCUGUACAGAGCCAUUAAAGACCCAAUCACCAAGCACAAGAAGUUCCAACUUGUUUUACCUAAAUUCUUAAAAUCUCAGGCACUUUCGGGUGUUCACGACCUGGCUGGUCAUCAAGGGCAGCCGCGCACUUUGUCUUUAGCCCGUCAGAGGUUUUUCUGGCUCAAUAUGGAGUGUGAUGUGCAGGAUUACGUGAGGAAAUGUCCCAGAUGUGUCCUCAGCAAAACUCUGGAACUUGCAGCAAGAGCCACUUUGGAGAGUAUUAAAACCACAGCCACGUUGGAGCUUGUAUGUAUCGACUUCUGGUCUGCUGAGGAUUGGACCAACAAAUCUUUGGAUGUUUUGGUGAACACAGGAUUUUUUCUCCUCCUUCGUUUCGCUCUCUCUCUCCCUCUCACUAGCUCUCACUCUUUCUCUCCAUCUAUCCACGAUUCCUCUCCUGUAUUGGCCUUCGAUGAUCAAGUUCGACAGAGGCACCUGUAUGCAGGCAGCAAACACCACAGCCUGUUUGUUGAGAUUUUAUCUAAUGGCACAGUGUCAGCAACUCAGAGUCAGACACCUUACACCGUUUUAGAGCUAAAAGCUGUUAAACCGGGUUACACAGCGAUUCGGGGUGUGAUGUCAUCGCUGUACCUGUGUGUGAAUGCAGCCGGUCACUUAUUUGCUCUGGGUGUGUUUCUGGAUGCUGAGUGUUCCUUUAGUGAGAUGUUACAGCCUGAUGGUUACACUCACUUCCUGUCUGCUCAGCACAGACUUCCUGUGUUCCUCAGUUUUAAUGGUCCUGGGAAACACACACUCACCUUCUCUCAGUUUCUACCACUUAGAACUCAUCAUCUGUUUAUAGAGAACCUGCAAUAUGAAGAACCAUCAAGUCUUCUAAAAGCCACAGAUUUUGAUUCAGAUGAUCCACUAGGAUUGACAAACACGCAUCAGGACCUGAGAAGUCCAUUGUUCCACAUCGACCAAUAA